This is a messenger RNA of Nothobranchius furzeri (turquoise killifish), 1115 nucleotides long. Its product is annotated as fatty acid-binding protein, intestinal. Gene Ontology annotation, cellular component: cytosol; nucleus. Gene Ontology annotation, molecular function: long-chain fatty acid binding. The record is from RefSeq and is a predicted model, not a curated record. NCBI's taxonomy places the organism in Eukaryota, Metazoa, Chordata, Actinopteri, Cyprinodontiformes, Nothobranchiidae. Gene Ontology annotation, biological process: fatty acid transport.
GCAGCAAUCGCCCUACAUUUCAAUGGUCACAUCAGCAGACAGAUAAUCAGUGAGAUAAAGAAUCACAUCUUCCACGCCAGCUUGGCCAGGGUGCGGCAGGUGAAGGGGUGUGUGUGUGUAUAAGUGGAGGGCACUGGGGCAUUCCCAGUCCCACAGUUUCCCAGUGCCUCAUCCACACCGGACAAGCCUGCAGCCAUGGCGUUCAACGGAACCUGGAAGGUUGACCACAGCGAGAACUAUGACAAGUUUAUGGAGCAGCUGGGCAUCAAUGUGAUGAAACGGAAGCUGGCCGAACACGACAACCUAAAGGUCAUCAUUGAGCAAACUGGAGACAAGUUCCACAUCAAGGAGUCGAGCACGUUCCGCACCAAAGAGAUCGACUUCACCCUGGCCGUCCCGUUUGACUACACCAUGGCUGAUGGCACAGAACUCUCAGGAACAUGGGAGUUGGAUGGUGACGUUCUUAAAGGCAAAUUCAACCGGAAAGACAACAACAAGGUUUUGACCACCACGAGGGCUCUGGUGGGUGGGGACCUUGUGCAGAGUUACAACUACGAAGGCGUGGAUGCAAAGAGGAUUUUCAAGAAGCAAUAACCUCCUAUUUCAUAUUUUUAUAUAGAUGACACAAAGUGUUUGUAUUCUAACUACAGGGCAUAGCCAAGUCAAGUGUAUUCUGAAAAUGUUUAAAUAAAUUUACCUCAUAAAGUUGUUUUUAUGUGUAAACCAGAGGAAAGGUUCGUUUUUAGUUUUGGUCCCGUCUCUUCUAAUAUUUUACAUUUUCCACAGCAUCUUCUGGGUCAUUUUGAAUAAAAUAAGCCACAGUUCCCCUGCCUGCCAUGAAUGCUGUAUUUUUAAAAAGUGUGGCAGCGUCUUUAUUUAGUUGAAAGAAUUUUACUCCUGCAAAGAAAAAUCAAUGGAAGAAAUUGUCAAAGCAUUUUUUGGGGGAACUUAAAGGCGUUGGUACAUGUUGUUUGGUCUGAACAAACCAGCUAACCGGUGCAGUCAGUCUGUAAAAGAGAAAUGCUUCAUGUUUCUGGGUGAACAAACCUAACUCCUGGAACUCAACCAGCAGGAGUUUAAGUCUUUCUGCACUAAUAAAGGAGCUUUAUAGUGUC